Molecule: messenger RNA, 5388 nt
Organism: Bacillus rossius redtenbacheri
Lineage: Eukaryota; Metazoa; Arthropoda; Insecta; Phasmatodea; Bacillidae
Product: kinesin-like protein KIF26B
Exons: 15
Coding region: 1-4074 (1357 amino acids)
Biological process (GO): microtubule-based movement
Molecular function (GO): microtubule binding; ATP binding; microtubule motor activity
Source: RefSeq, a predicted model, not a curated record
AUGCUAUACGUGGUUGUGACAAUCGCGUCGUACUGGCAAGUGAAGGUGAUGCUGCGGGUGAGCGAGCACCUCGGGCCCGACUGCCCCGCCUCGCUGAGCGUGGACUCCCGCCGCCGCCAGGUGACGCUCGUCGACCCGUCCGUGCCCGCCGCCUCCGAGGACCGCCGCCUCGGCGUCGCCGCCCCCAAGAUGUUCGCCUUCGACGCCGUCUUCACGCGGGACGAGUCGCAGACAGAGGUGUGCUCGGGGGCUCUCACUGACGUCAUCCACGCGGUCAUAAACGGCACGGAUGGCUGCGUCUUCUGCUUCGGACACGCUCGGCUAGGCAAGACGCACUCGAUGGUGGGCGGCGCGGACUGCGCGGGCUCCAUGGGCGCCAUGCCGUGCGCCAUCUCGUGGCUGUUCCGCGGCAUCGCGGAGCAGAAGCAGCGCACGGGGUCGCGCUUCUCCGUGCGCGUGUCGGCGGGCGAGGUGGCGGCGCCGGCGCACCAGUUGGCAGACCUGCUCGCCGGCCACGCCAGCGGUACCGGCCUGCCCGCAGACUCGGACCAGUCGCCGGGCGUGUACCUGAGGGACGACCCGCUGUUCGGCACCCAGCUCCAGCACCAGAGCGAGCUGCGCGCCUCGUCGGCGGAGCGGGCUGCCUACUACCUGGACGCCGCGGUGGCCGCGCGCUCCGGCGACGCCCACUUCUUCUACACGCUGCACGUCUACCAGUACAACGUGGCCGGCAAGGGCGGCGUGGCAGGAGGGCGGAGUCGACUCCACCUCAUCGACCUAAGUAGCUGCGAGAAAGGAAAAGCGAGUGGUGGGAUCCCUCUCUCUGGAUUGGGAAACGUCCUGCUUGCAAUCUUCAAUGGCCAAAAGCAUCUUCCGUACAGAGAACAUAAGAUAACACAGCUACUGAAGGAAUGUCUGAGCUCCCUGACAUGCCAUGCGGCAAUGAUCGCCCAUGUAUCGCCUCUCGCUCAACAUUACACCGACACGCUGGCCACGAUUCAGUUGGCAUCCAGGAUACAUCGCAUGAGACGACGAAAAAUAAAGUUCAUGGGAGGAACUUCCACUGGUUCUGGUGGGAGCUCCGGGGAUGAGACUCGACCCCACGGACACGAGAAUGGCCACUCCACAGGCAGCAGCGAUGUCGAUCCCUCCAGCAGCGAGCAGAGCGCAGACACCGUCAUUUACGUCGGCCGCUCCGAUGACGCCACGGACGGAGAACAUCCGCCGGUGUACAUUCCCAGCCUGAACUCUGGAGACAAUCGCUGUGCCAUGGGCAAGGCUCUCAGGGGGUCGGGAGCUGAGCACAAGAGCACGUCCCCUGCGAAGCAGAAGAUACCGAACGGUCAUGUUGUCGAGGAUAAGAGCAGUCCUUCCCACAAAGGCGGGAAAAUGGCGCAGCAAGCGGGGCAUGGCGGCAGCAAACUUCCUACCUCCAGUCACGGGGGCUCCAAGUGUUCACCUGUCCGAACCGGCAAGUGCGCUUCCACCAAACCUGCCACUAGUGAAAACACUCCACCGUUGGGGCAGUCCAGCAAGAUACCCGUCCCUUACGGCUGCUCCAACGGACCAGUGGUCUCUGGAAGUGACGAGCAGUGGAUCGACGGCCCGAGAAUAUCGAAAUCUCGUGUCGUCGAGGCUCGUAACCUUUUGAAAGAAGGUGGCCACAAGAAGAAAGAAACAUGGGUGGACGGUCCUCUUCAGGCAGGGAAGACGACAGCCCACGGGGCAGGUUACGGUUUCAUGGACAACCACAAGAAGAGCAUGAUUCGUAAAUGGGUGGAGAACCAAACGACCCAAAUUCAAAAGCAGACAGGUGCCAAGCACGAACCCAGGCCUCCAGUCACAGGAGGCUCUACACAGCCAGCAUUGAAAGAACUUACUGCAUUUAAGACGUGUAAUGACGAAGUUGAUGAAACUUCGGUACCGCUACCUCAGGACCAGGUACCUACCAAUGUACCUCCUUCUAAUGCUCCUGAAGACAACCUACUAUUAGAAGAUGAGAUCUGCACUACAGCUCCAGAAGAGAUAGAUCAAAAUCAAGAUGGUGGAAUUCGAGUGGAUGGUAAUGGAUUCUCGGAUGAAAACAAAUCAAAAAGUUGUUUAUUUGAUAAUCUAGAUGAAAAGGAACCCCGGAAUGACAACAUUGAAGGAGAAGAAGACAGUACAACUGAAGAGAAGGCUUUUUCAAAAAUGCUUCAACCAUGCAACAAAGAAAUCAGCAUAGAUGUUUUGACCAACAACUUUGAUGUGAGACUCCGCAUUCUCGAAGACAAUCACCAGAAUCUAGAUCAUAGUCGAGAUUCUAAACUUGAAGCCAAUAGUGAGCACAAGCUAAAUAAUUGUGAGAUGUGUGACCCAGAGGAAGACACUGAGGAGGUGGGAGACUUUGAUGAUGAUGAUGAUGAACUUGAUAUGAAUGAUGUUGAGAUCAUAGAAGUUGAAGAACCUUUGGAACCAGUGCCAAUGCAAGACUGCUGUUUACAAGUGACAGAAGAGGACAUUGCCUUGUGCAUGGCAGGGCUGGAUAAUGCUUUCCGCAAUGUGGAUUCUGAGAACGAGGAGGAGCACCCACUCCGUGUUCUAAGUCAAGAAAACCUGACUGUUGUGUCUACUUUCACAGACUCACUGUCAGUAGCUACUGAUCUUGAAAGGAAUUUCCCAAGGCACCAGUUCCACCCUGCAACGGCUAACAACUCAAAUUUCAGUUCCCAAAGACCUUAUAGUUUGCAUGAGCUUCAAGAUAACUACCUAGAACAAAACAGACUGUGGUUGAUGGACACAAACACUACACCUAGCUGUGAAACUAAGCGACAAAUGAAUGGUGACGUUCACUACAGAGAUCAGUUGGCAAAACUGCAUGAGGCGUACAGGUCGAAACUAGCUCAAGUAGGAUCGUCACGUUCAUCAUUACUCAACGCUCAAUAUCGUCAGCAGCCUUCCCGUUGCCAGUCACUAUCGUUGAAUGACAUGCUUUACGGUUCUGAAUACAAUGAUGGUCAGAAAACGGACGCAAACUACGGGGCGUGCAAAGAUAACAGCAGCAUCUACAGCGAGCCUGUGUACAACCACUUCCGGCACGAGAAGACUCCCGAAGCAAAAAUAUGUGACAACUGUAAAAAGAGUCUCAACCCUGCUGGAACCUCGGUGAAAUUGUGGUACCAACCGUUGCUCUCAGGUAGCAGGGACCAAUUGUUGGGGCUUCCGAAAGGAGUCCACACAUCUCUUUGUGGUAAAAAUGGUCACAGGUUUUGUACAAAACUGACAGGAAGUAGUUACAACAUUUCAUCUCUGAGACAUCCUGAUGGUGCAUCGAAUCCAGACUUGAAAGAAGAAGUGAAACGGGUCCCGGGAAAUGGGUCGUCUGGUUCCGAUAGGGAAUUGGAGCUGAAAGGUUCCCACAGGCACUUGUUGAAAGGUGACCUAAGGACAGUUACGGGUAAAGAGAACGACGAAGAUGACGAUGACGAACCUCCGCCGACGUUACCGCCGCCACUACCCACGAGACUACACUCUCGCCUGUUCAGCAGGACGAACGGUAGCAAUCUUGUGGGUUACGACAGUGGACACGAGUCCGGCAGUCCACGCCCAACGAAAAUUGGGCCGCCCCUGCUCGGCCGACCCGGUCACUGCGAGAGCUCUGGGUACGAGAGUUUUCCACGAGAUAGCGAGUGCUCCAGUCUGGGUUCCAGUCACGACUUCAACCCAGGAGUCUCCACGUCCAGGGGCAGCAUGGAUGACUCUAAAAAAGUGGCCGUACUGCAGUACUGUCGUGAAGAUGUGGAAAGGCUGGAACGCAGAUGGUCUGAAGCACGAGGAGGAAAAAUCAGAGAGCUCAAACAACAACAACAAGAACUGAAGACAGAGCUGGAAGCUGCCAAAAACAGGCUGCUGAUACCACCCUCGCGGUGGAGCUUCGAACUUCACGUGGAGGCGAGCAUGGACCAACGGGAGCCCAGUUUUGUGGAGGCGUUGGAGCGAGAGACGCUGAUCCUCAGGAAGAGAGUUGAAGCUUGCAAGUCCCGCAUCCUCAUCGUCACUUGCUUCGACUCCGUCACCAAACCACCACAUGACUAACGACAGCAGCACAGCAUCCACGCGUGGGGACCAACAAAUUCCCCAAAGUAGAAAAGACAUUCCCAAACUGGCAAUGCGUGGAUGCUGUGAUGGCUUCGAUUCUGAGUUGUACUGUGGCAGUUCUUCGAGACGUAGCAGUUACAGGAAGAGAUCAGAAAUUUAAAACAGCCAGCAUGACAUACAACAAUAAUCAUGCCUUUCAAAUGUAAGUUGCAGGACAUCAUGUGGUGGUACCCCGUACGAGGGAAACAAUGUCGCGGCACCUUACGAUGAGAAGAACAUCUUACAAGAUGCAUUACUGGACCAAUGCCCGUGCUCGCUUCUAGCCUGAAGCAAGAGACUCUUAUUACCAGCAUUUAGACCAAGAAAGUUUUGUAAAAUAAACAUACACCAUUUUCAGGCUAAACUAAAAAAAAAAUUUCACAGUGCCAGUUGAUUGAAAUUGUAUUUUCAAUUAGUGACAUAAUCAUUGUUUGUGCAAGAUGCCUAUUUAAAAUUAUACUUCAAGACAUGAAAUUUCAUUUUUUUGAAGGAGAGAGAAACUUUACUUGGAGACUGCAGAAAUGUAGUAGGAAAUAAAAAUUAUCUUGCAAACUUUUAUCAAUACUACAUAUUUUUUAAAUAAACGGAUAUACGUAUGAGCUUUUGUAUGAUGGUCUAAAGCAAUCACAUUACAAUACAGAUAUAAUUUGUGUGAUGUGAGUAAAUAAAGUCUUAUUCUUCCAGUUCCUUGGUGCAAAUGAUUGUCAUAUGUAUUUGCAUUGCUGUUGCUGCAACUUUAAUCACUUGCAGUAUCAUACGUGUAUGCACAAAUGUAGUGUUUAUUGUAUGUGUUCAUCAACCGACUUGUGACAAUAUCUGUGAUAUCCUCAUUGUAAAAUAGACUAGGGUGUAUAUAAGAAACUGUCUUGGGCUGCAGUGUUAUUGUUCUCUUGCUUGCCUCAUAUUUAAUAUCAUUUUGUUUUCCUAGUGCUUUGUAUUUAGAGAUAUCUAAGAAAUUAAUUCUGUAAUUAAAGCAUUUUUACUAUUGUUCCUCUGUGUUUGUAAUGUACUGUGGUAGGAAAAUCAGCACUGUGUUGUAUUGGUAUGUCAUUUCUGCAUAAAUACCCAUGUGUGAUCAAUUCUUUAAACAUAUUGCUGUCAGGACAAGCUUUACCAUUAACGUGAAACUUUUAUACAUCAGUAUCUACAUAAAGUAACAUUAUAGAUGUUUUAAUUUAUUUCAUUUGUCAUAAUCUGAUAUUUUUAUACUGUUAACUUAAUUUUUGUGAACACAAUUAGCCUUAUAUAAAACAUUAUGGCCAUCAAUCGAAA